AUAUAUGUAUAUAUCCUGUAAUAAUUGUAGCAACUAAAAUUAUCAAUAAAGACUUGGUCUCUGCAGAUCUCUAGUAUGUUUAAGACCUUAGUGAAGCAGCUGUUUAUUAUCGUUGCCUUCGAAUUUUCAAUUGACCGGCUGUAGAGAGAAUUGAAAAAUCACAAGUGUGAUUUUUUAAAAGAAUAUCUUGUUUUUGCUUGCAGUGCAGUGUUUUUAUAAUUUCCAUUUAUUUUGUUAUAACGCUAUUUGUGAAUUAUUUCCACAUCUAAAAAACAUCAUUUCACAUCAAAAAUGGCUGGGCGACCAAGACGUAAAGCAGCUGUUAGAGCCACACAAAUAAUAGAAAUAUCUGAUUCCGAUGAUGAUGUACAUAUAACAACAAGGAGAGGACGUGACAGCUCAUUUUCUCCACCACCGACUAAGUCUGCACGUAUAGAUACUGCAGCACGUUCAUUAGCUGUAAGAGAAGUCGCUACCCCAAGUACAACUUCAAGGAAACGUUGGCCCACCGAAAAAACUAAGAGUAAAAUUUCACAAGCAUCGGAGAAGCGUGCCAAAAAGGACAGCAAGGCAACCUCAAAAUCAAAGGAUAAUACCAAAAAUAGUGCAACAAAUGAAACUGAAAAUGUAGAAGUAUUGCAGCAAGGAAACGAAGACCAACAAAAGGCAUUGGAAGUUGAACAUCAGCAAGAUCCUGUAGAAACGAUAACGGAUGGUCAAUGUCUCUCGAAUGGUAACAAUAAACCGGCACGCGAUUCUACCACUAAUACGGGUCGCAGUUCAUUUUGGGCACGUCGAAAGGUUUGGCGCGUCGAUGAACUGCUCGCCGAAAAAGAGAACGUUGAGCCCUGCACUGCUAAAAACAUCGUACAGUUGUUAGAAAAUGAGAAUACCAUACCAUUCAUUUGUCGCUAUCGACGUGAUUUAAUUAACCACAUAACGCCUGAAAGACUGCGUGAUAUAAAAAAUUCAUACACCGAAAUUGUAGAGUUGCGCAAACGUGCUGAAACGAUCGUCACACAAUUGGAGAAAGAGCAACAAAUAGGCGAUGAAGUUCGUACAGAGAUUUUAUGCGCAAAAAGUAACGAAGAAUUGGAAUUUUUGUAUGCACCUUAUAAACCUGCAAGCAAAGGCUCACUAGCCGAACGGGCUAAAGCUCUUGGUUUGAGUGAUGCUGCGGAUCGUUUGUUAUUCGGUGAAGCUCCAGAAGUACGUUUGGAAUCACUUAUAGAUCGCAAUAAUGCAGACUUAGAAAAUGUAGAGAAAGUACUACAAGGUAUUUGUCACAUCAUUUCGCACAAUAUCAGCAAACAUACAGGUGUUUUGGAAGAGUUGCGACGGCUUCAAAAAGUGCACCGCAUAGUACUUAAGUGUACCAAAUCCAAAACGCCCGGCACAUCAGCCGUUACCAAAUCGUCAACCUCACUGAAGAGCCAAUUGAAUAAUAAUACAGUACAUUCCAAGAAUAAAACGGAUGCGUCCAAGUAUGAGACAUAUUACGACUUCCAACAAGAUGUGCGUUAUUUAAAGCCACAUCAGGUGCUCGCCAUCAAUCGUGCAGAGAAGCAAAAGUUUCUAACUGUUAAGAUAGUCACUGCUGAUUAUAUAAAAAAUGAUAUCAAACGGUUUACGCGAGAGCUCUUUAUGAAUGAAGGUCUGCGUUACCCACUGCGCAAUCAGGUGUUCGAACAGGCAUUCGAGGAAUGCUACAGUAAAAAAUUGCAACCGCUUCUGUCCCGUCAGCUGCGCAGUGACCUGAAUGAAUCCGCCAAAAAAGCUGCUAUCGAUGUUUUUGCGCAAAACCUGAAACAAUUAUUGCUGCAAUCGCCACUUAAAGGUGAACGCAUUCUCGGCAUUGAUCCAGGUUUUACCAAUGGUUGCAAAAUGGCGUUAAUCUCCGAGACAGCAGAUGUUUUGGAAACUGGUGUGAUGUAUCCGCAUGCUCGCAGCAGUAACGCUGAAGAGGUAGGCGAGCAAUUAGCCAAAUUACUAGCUAGACACAACUGCAAAAUAAUCGCUGUGGGCAACGGCACGGCCUGUCGUGAGACGGAGUUUUGGCUUUCCAACCUAUUUGAUGUGGGCAUUUUAGAUAAAAAUAAUGUGCGGUAUAGCAUUGUUUCCGAGCAAGGCGCUUCCAUAUACUCGUGUAGCGACGUAGCCCGUCAAGAAUUUCCAAAUAUGGAUAUGAAUGAGAUUAGUGCAGUCUCCAUCGCACGUCGCUUAAAUGAUCCGCUGAGUGAAUAUGUGAAAAUUGAGCCACGACACAUUGGUGUUGGUAUGUACCAGCAUGAUGUGCCCGAAAAAACGUUGAACGAGGCGCUGAAUGAGGUGGUUUCUGAGUGUGUAAGUUUUGUGGGUGUGGACAUCAACACAGCAAGUUUGAGUGUGUUAAAGCAUGUAGCGGGCUUGAGUGAGAAGAAAGCGCAAAAAAUCAUUGAACAUCGUUCAAGUAACGGUCCAUUUCAAACGCGCAAGGAUCUGUUGAAAGUAAAGUCCAUUGGUGAAAAGACAUUUGUACAAUGUGCUGGUUUUAUACGCAUCGAACCUUUGAGUGUGGGUGGAAAAAUUGAAAAUCUGUUGGACUGCACUUGGGUGCAUCCAGAGAGUUAUGCUGUUGCCAAAAAAGUUAUAAGCAAAUGCAAUUUGUUACUCAAAGACAUCGGGAGUACACCGUUUAUCUGCAAAGUUAAAGCAUACGCCUUGCAAUGCGAUAUGGAAGAGCUGGCAGAUAAUUUUCAAAUACCAAAAGAGCGUGUCGAUGUUGUGUUAAUGGCCUUACAACGCGAGCUCACGCAAGAUUAUCGUGCAGAGUUCGCCAAACGUCCGCUUUUCAAGCAAGGUUUAACGCGUAUAACUGAGCUCAGUGAGGGCGAUGUUCUGACGGGUGCCGUCUCAAACAUCACACACUUUGGCGCUUUUGUUGAUAUUGGCGUUGAAUGUAAUGCGCUUAUACACAUAAGUAAAAUGAAGAAUAGAGAGCUAAGUGUAGGCGAUCGGGUAACUGUAUCAAUUAUUCAAAUUGAUAUACCGCGCAAACGGAUUGGUGUACGUCUGGAAGAUACGAUAAAGGAGACCGACACUUCGUUUUCUUUGACCUAAUUUAGAUUAAAGCUUAGAAUUUGGUUACUAGAAUAUAAAUAUUCUUAUAUUACAUACA
Bactrocera latifrons is the source of this 3157-nucleotide messenger RNA. RefSeq lists its product as uncharacterized. Gene Ontology annotation, biological process: translation; nucleobase-containing compound metabolic process. Lineage: Eukaryota; Metazoa; Arthropoda; Insecta; Diptera; Tephritidae. The record is from RefSeq and is a predicted model, not a curated record. Bases 292 to 3099 code for a protein of 935 amino acids. The transcript is spliced from 13 exons. Gene Ontology annotation, molecular function: structural constituent of ribosome; mRNA binding.